This is a messenger RNA of Blepharisma stoltei, 666 nucleotides long. The record is from the annotation of a GenBank genome assembly. Lineage: Eukaryota; Ciliophora; Heterotrichea; Heterotrichida; Blepharismidae.
AUGAUAAGGACAAUGAGAUUUUCUCAAUUGAAAGUGCAGAUUAAAGGCGAUAAUGACCCUAUAUCACAGUAUAAUAUUGUUAUCCAGCAAUACAACGACCCAGUUAACAGAGAAAACGAGAAAUAUUUAGCGAAGGCUCCAAAUAGUGUCCUAUAUAAAUUUUGAUAUGCUAUGCAAUGCAAAUACCCGAUUUUUCUCAUUGUAUUAUAUGUCAUCCCAUAUAUAAAUUUGCUGUCACUGUUUGGGAAUAUUUUAGCAAUAAUUUUUCACGAAUCUGCCUUAUGCAUUUUUAAUUCAAAUCAUCGCAAAAUCGAAGACCCAUUAGCGAAAAUGAUUUAUAACCCUUUAUUAUGCAACCAGAGUUCAUCAUCAUAUCUCUUUUAUGAAGUCGAAGAAAAUCAGCUGUAUUCCUUCAAUUUGCAUAGAGAUGUCCUACACAAUUUAAAACUUAGGAAACAUAGAUAUGAUAGCAAAAUUCGGUUCAUGGUUUACAACAAUGACUUUUUAUCAGGCUACCACAGCAUGGUUAAAUCUAGAUGGAUCAUUAUGAUGCAUGCUGCGUUAAAUCUUAUGCUGUUUUCAGUCAUAUAUUAUUUUGUGAUGAUGCAUUAUUUUUGUUUUGACAUCUUCAACCCAAGCCGUAUAGUUCAAAACUGUGGUCCUUAA